Molecule: messenger RNA, 1962 nt
Organism: Rodentolepis nana
Lineage: Eukaryota; Metazoa; Platyhelminthes; Cestoda; Cyclophyllidea; Hymenolepididae
Source: the annotation of a GenBank genome assembly
AUGACAAAAUUCCCGUCACGAAAUUCGAUACCAAUGACAAACCUACCAAAGAAAGGGAGUGUCACUUCUGGCGCAGCGAAUGGUGUCAAUACUUCCGCUUGGAGUACAACUAAUUCCUUUCCACAAGCCCAACCUCAAGCGCAAGCCCAUCUGUACGAUGUGGGGAAUCGGCAACAACAGCAAAAAAUUACAGCCCAAGCCUCUUCUUUCCCGGCUCCUCAAAACCCUCUUCAAUCCACUACAACAACUACCGCUCCCAGAUGUGCUGUUGGGAACACUGCUGUCGCGUCGACCUCAAACGCUAUUAAUAAUCGAACGCAGCGUCAUCAGAAUAGCCAAGCACCAUCAGUAGCAGGUAGUAACAGUAGUAGUGAUUUCCUCAAAAUUGGAGCCGUGUGGCUUGAUCGGUACGAGAUUACUGAUAUAAAAGGGAAAGGAACUUUCGGACAGGUCUUUCGAGCACACGAUCGCAAAACCCACGAGGAGGUGGCGAUCAAGGUGAUAAAAAAUAGGCGGCAAUUCCUGGCGCAAGCGGAAAUUGAGAUCAAGCUUCUAAGAGAAAUUGCACACUUUCAAGAGAAUGAACAAAGAGCUGUUGAAGUUGGGGCUAACUAUGUCGGUGAGUUGACCUUUCAUAUGGAUUUCAAUGAUGCGCAUAUCUUAAAUGGGCAUGUAAACUGGUGUUGGUUGAAAAUGGUCAAGGGGUUCGAUAUGUUCAACCAUCUUCUUCAUUCUGCAGUUAAUCUGAAGGGAUACUUCACGUAUCAAGGUCACUGGUGUCUGGUCUUCGAAUGUCUCUCCUACAACCUCUACGAACUCCUAACUUACACUCAUUUUCGAGGGGUUUCGUUGCAUCUGACCCUGAAAUUCGCACGUCAGCUCUGUGCCGCUCUCGUCUUCCUCUCGCGCCCCGAUGUUCGGGUCAUGCAUUGUGACCUAAAACCCGAAAACAUCCUCCUUGUCACUCCGAAACGCUCCGAUCUCAAGGUUAUUGACUUUGGCUCCUCUUGUCAUGUCAAUGAAAAUGUCCAUCAGUACAUUCAGUCUCGAUUCUAUCGUGCUCCUGAGGUUUUACUUAAUCUUGACUACGGUCUAAGCAUUGAUAUGUGGUCACUGGGCUGUAUUCUCGUGGAAAUGCAUACAGGAGAACCCCUGUUCUCUGGCUCGAAUGAGUUGGAACAACUCCUACAAAUUGUGGAAGUUCUGGGAUUACCGCCUCUUUGGAUGCUGGAAAAAAGUCCAAAAUUGGAACACUUUUUCGAGAGGGUCUCUGAUGUUUCGAGUUCCCUGUGUUCUUCUACAUCGUCCAACUCUUCAGGACAGCAGCCUGACCGGAUGGAUACGUCUGGCCAAACUUCUCCUACUUCACCUUUUUCCAAGGCGUGUGUUACAAUAAAGGGCAUUGUCUAUCGGCCACGGCGGAUAUAUUCCAAAGGAAACAUGACCAUGAGGUGCCGUUUCGCGGGUCCCCAAACAAGACCGCUUCGAGAGGUAUUAGGACGUGAUACUGGGGGUCCAGGUGGACGACGAUCAGGUGAAGAAGGUCACUCUCCUGAAGACUACGACAAGUUUAUCGACUUGGUUGCUCAGAUGCUUGUCUACGAUCCUCGGGCCCGACUUCGACCUGAUGAGGCCUUGGCUCAUCGUUUCUUCGAUAGAAAAUCAUCUUCCGCCACCGCAAGUGCUGCUGCCGCCGCCGCUGCUGCUGCUAAUUCGACUUCUGAAAAUCAUCCAACGACUAACAUAACUGCCCCAUCCACAACCAACAACACAGCGCCAUCUCUAGUUGUGGUUCCGAAACGAUUUCCGGAGGAACCCGCUGUCAAUAUGUCAACGACAGCGACAGCAGCAAUUGGAGUAGCAGGUGGAGGAUUUGUUGAUGGAAGUAGCCCGGCUUAUCUCACGUUUGCGCCAAAUCAACAACCACCAUCAGAUGUGGUGUCCACUCUCCAACAGCAAUAA